GAAAGGGAAGUUAGGUUGCAGCAGCCUAAUCCUGUAAAUUUAUUUCAUCAUCGCGUACCUGAUUGACGAUGUUCUUCAAGAAGAAGGCCUCAGUGAUACCUGCCAAAUCCAAGGUUCUCGUCCCCCUCUACAUUUACCCUUCCCCUGGUGCGUGGGGACGGUUACUUCAAAGCAUCUCUACGUAUCCGGGCCUCGAAUUCAUCGUCGUGGUUAAUCCUCACAAUGGCCCUGGACAAUUACUUGAUAGUAACUACCGAAGAGAGAUCCAAACAUUGAACUCAUACCCUAAUGUUACAGUUGUCGGUUAUGUCUCUACUGCAUAUGCAACCAGGCAAUAUUCCAGUGUUCUAGAAGAUGUGACAACUUACGCCACUUGGAGGCUCGAAGAUGCUGGGCUCGGCGUUCGAGGCAUAUUUUUCGAUGAAACUCCGAGCCAAUGGUCCGCGUCAAACGCUUCAUUUUUGGCAAAUAUUAACGCUGCAGUAAAAGGCAAUUCUGGUCUAGGAGCAGAGCCUCUUGUCAUUCACAAUCCAGGAACAAUUCCUCACAAGAAAUUGAUAUCUGGUCCAUGUUUACCAGAUAUCAAUGUGGUGUUUGAAGCAACUCACAAGACAUAUCGUGAAAACGCUUGCGAGAAAGCUCUCACGGAUCUCAAGAUGGACCCAGGGCGUUUGGCGUGCUUGAUGCACUCUGUACCGGAUUCUCUGAUGUCCACGCAUUCCGACGUUGUAUCCGAGACACAGAAGCUGAGAUCGAUUGUGGGGACAUUAUAUAUCACUAGUCAGGCAACAGAACUUUAUACCGAUUUGGGGGAGCAUUGGGAACAAUUCAUCCAUGCUGUUAGUCUCUAAGGAUCUAGAACAGGAAUCUCAUUUUAUCUACUUUUUUUUUGGGUGGAGCAUGGGACUGUGUUGGUGUCCAACUUUCAGGCUCAAUGUCAUGUUUUGACGUCGGAUUUCACGGAAGCAUUAGGAAGUAACAGCAAGUAUAUUGGAACCGGCAAUACGGGUUUUAGUCUCUUGGCAAGCUUAUUGUAAAAUUUCGGGUCUACUAGAAUGCUUUGUUUAAUGUGGUAUUUUUGGAGGCUAACUCCGGAGAAUAAUUUUCCGCCGAACAGGCGAUGAGACGGCAACCCCCUGAGCCCUCUGCAGGGUCGGAAUUAAUCAUCCUAAUAGAAUAAGCACGGCUUCUUCAACGAUGAUCGUGAAAUAUGGCACAGUAGGAUUGAAAAAUUGCGACCGGCCCUUCUACCCGAUUCAUGUUAUUGCAAGUUUCCACAAAACCUCGCAUCAUCGAUGUCAAUAAAGCGAAGCGAGGUUCA
Botrytis cinerea B05.10 is the source of this 1321-nucleotide messenger RNA. RefSeq lists its product as hypothetical. The transcript has 3 exons. Bases 69 to 851 code for a protein of 260 amino acids. The record is from RefSeq and is a predicted model, not a curated record. Lineage: Eukaryota; Fungi; Ascomycota; Leotiomycetes; Helotiales; Sclerotiniaceae.